AUGGCCCUUGUGGAUAAGCACAAAGUCAAGCGACAGCGAUUGGACAGAAUUUGCGAAGGUAUCCGCCCCCAGAUCAUGAACGGCCCCCUGCACCCCCGCCCCCUGGUGGCACUGCUCGACGGCAGAGACUGCACCGUGGAGAUGCCCAUCCUGAAGGACCUGGCCACCGUGGCCUUCUGCGAUGCACAGUCCACCCAGGAAAUCCACGAGAAGGUUUUAAACGAGGCGGUCGGCGCCAUGAUGUAUCACACCAUCACGCUCACCAGGGAAGACCUGGAGAAGUUCAAGGCCCUGAGAGUGAUCGUGCGGAUAGGCAGUGGCUACGACAACGUCGACAUCAAGGCUGCAGGCGAACUCGGGAUCGCCGUGUGCAACAUCCCGUCCGCGGCGGUGGAGGAGACGGCGGACUCGACCAUCUGCCACAUCCUUAACCUGUACCGGCGGAACACCUGGCUAUACCAGGCGCUGCGGGAAGGCACGCGGGUGCAGAGCGUCGAGCAGAUCCGGGAGGUCGCCUCGGGGGCCGCGCGCAUCCGCGGGGAGACGCUGGGCCUCAUUGGCUUCGGUCGCACAGGGCAGGCGGUUGCCGUUCGAGCCAAGGCCUUUGGAUUCAGCGUCCUAUUUUAUGACCCCUACUUGCAGGAUGGGACGGAGCGGUCCCUGGGCGUGCAGAGGGUCUAUACCCUGCAGGACUUACUGUACCAGAGCGACUGCGUCUCCCUGCACUGCAAUCUCAACGAACAUAACCACCACCUCAUCAAUGACUUCACCAUAAAGCAGAUGAGGCAAGGCGCCUUCCUAGUGAACGCGGCCCGCGGAGGACUGGUGGAUGAGAAAGCCUUAGCCCAAGCCCUCAAAGAAGGCAGGAUACGAGGGGCGGCCCUCGACGUGCACGAGUCGGAGCCUUUCAGCUUUGCUCAGGGUCCCUUGAAAGACGCACCGAAUCUCAUCUGUACUCCCCACACAGCCUGGUACAGUGAGCAAGCCUCACUGGAGAUGCGGGAGGCAGCCGCCACCGAGAUCCGCCGGGCCAUCACGGGUCGCAUCCCAGAGAGCUUAAGAAACUGUGUGAACAAGGAAUUCUUUGUCACAACAGCUCCCUGGUCAGUAAUAGAUCAGCAAGCAAUUCAUCCAGAGCUCAAUGGUGCCACAUACAGAUACCCGCCAGGCAUCGUGGGCGUGGCUCCGGGAGGACUUCCUGCUGCCAUGGAAGGGAUCAUCCCCGGAGGCAUCCCGGUGACCCACAACCUCCCCACAGUGGCACAUCCCUCCCAAGCUCCCUCUCCCAACCAGCCCACGAAACACGGGGACAAUCGAGAGCACCCCAACGAGCAAUAG
This is a messenger RNA of Rangifer tarandus platyrhynchus (Svalbard reindeer), 1338 nucleotides long. Lineage: Eukaryota; Metazoa; Chordata; Mammalia; Artiodactyla; Cervidae. The record is from the annotation of a GenBank genome assembly.